This is a messenger RNA of Periconia digitata, 1923 nucleotides long. The record is from the annotation of a GenBank genome assembly. Lineage: Eukaryota; Fungi; Ascomycota; Dothideomycetes; Pleosporales; Periconiaceae.
UGCUCACUCAGCACGUAAAACUCAAUAAUAGAUAUAAGUUGAUACCCUCGACAACAACCUCUUAUUAGAGACUCUGAGCCUCUAAGCUUGGAAAUGUGGCUUCCAAACAAGUAAUAAUACACAUUGGGCAAGAAAUACAAAACUUGGUGAAUAUGCUUAUCAUCAGCUUCAAUGAGGGGUAAUGCAAUCGUCGUCGGUAGCCACGAAACGAUUUCUAGGCGAUUUCCACACCCUAAUCAGUCGACAUAUCUCAACACGGCCUCAAUCAAGCCUUUGUCUACUUCAUAUUUGAUAAAUACUGCCAUCUAAAUUUUGGGUUUAAUCAUUUGAACUUUUGUCGAAACUUAAUGCUUUGACCCUCAAUGGAUGUGACUCUGACGCCUCUUUCUUUCGCAUCCUCCACAAUGCGCAAUUCUCCACAAUAUCUAAUUUGAAAUAUAUAAGAAGCUGCAUCGUGAUUUAGUUCCGUGACAGCAAAUUCGGGAGAAGUGGCUGUCGUCUGACCCCCAAAUACUUGUUAUUGGAGCGCUCACGGCUUGUCUGUUCCCGCGGAAGUAGUGCAAUACCUGUGUUCGAGGCCACGCGCUUGAUCUUGAUCUGUACGAUGUAAUGUUACAUAUUACGAAAAAACCUGAAUAUCUCAUAAGUUGCUGUAGAUUUGGGAAACUUAUUCGUCAUUAGAGCAAGCGAGGCUAGAUUGAACCCGAUGACCUCACAGCCUUAGCUCAACCACUAAUAUCGACUCGAUCAUCGAGACCUCCAUGGAAACUACAUUAUCAUGAUUAUUCUUGAUUUUAAUCUUCGCCACGGGAAUACAUUGAGUGAUUACAAUCAUGACACGCUAGCAAUCACCCAGGAAACGUUCAAUCUCUCAUAUAAGAGCCCCAUCGACGCAGCGAUGAAUGCUACUUCACUUCUACAGCUGUAGAUGCCAAUACUUCAAGUGACUGGCAUACAGCCAUGAUUCACCAUAAAAAGUUGAUGGUCGUGCUAGCGAAGAGCUUGUCCGAUCCCAUAAGUAUGGAUAUCCGCUCCGUGAUCGUUCCAGUGCAAGCGUGAAUGAAAUCUUGCGCUAUGAUUCUGGAACUCAAAUCAACCUAUAAGUUCACAAACUGCGCCGUAUAUUCUCCCCACCCGUCCCCACUUCCCUCGACAACUUCCCCGCGUGCACACCACUGAAAAGCAUCGAGAAUGGAAUCACAGGACAAGAUUCUGCGAGCCGGCAUCAAAGAGCUGUUGGUCUCUGAAAAGUUCUCCGACGUAACAGUUCUGUGUGGAGCGGACAAGUACAAGCUCCACAAAGCCAUUAUGUGCACGCAAGUACCGUUCUUCGCAAGUGCAAUCCGCUUUAAGAAGGAAGGGAAAGAUGCGAUCAUCGAGCUUCACGGUGAAGAUCCUCUUGCAGUUGCAGCUGUAGUUGAUUUUGUAUAUAAAAGUGAUUACAAGCCGCUUAUGCUCGAGGACGGGGAAGAUCAUCGCUGGAAAUUUGACCAUGCUGCUUGCCAGCACCAUGAAGUCGUCUGCGACCCAGACACAUGUCUCUUCGAAUGCUCCACGUGCUCGAAACUUGUCUGGGGUAAGCCAGAGGAAAUGUCUCUGCAUAUCAACGUUUACCAGCUGGCCGAUAUGUACCAGAUAUCCAAUCUUAAGCAGCUGGCAUUUCGGAACUUCCAGAAUACAGCGUCUGAUUUCUGGGACACUAAAGAAUUUGUCGAGGCUGUGCACUCCGUGGGUAGGAGUGAUCAUGACGAAUUGAAAGAGGUUAUUAUAGCAACGGUAUUGGAGCAUCUGGAGUUGCUCGAGAAAGAAGACUUCGCAUUAGUACUAGAAGAGUACAGUGCCUUGUCUAUGCGUAUCCUAAAGCGUUGCGCAAAGGAGCUAACGCACAAACGGAAUGGUGCCACCUGGGAUAUGUGGUCUUGA